AUGGGCCCCGGGGGCUGUAGUCGCCACUGUGGGUCCCUGAUAGCGGCAGCGGCAGCGGUGGGAACGCUUCAGUGCGUUCAAACACCCCGGAAGGUCAUGAAUAUGUCCUGGAAUAGGCCAGAACGCGACGCACCCGUCAGCGAUGAUUGGCCCAUCAGCCAUGAGUUGGCAACGUGGCAGGGACUACCGCAACGAAGCCGCCAGGAGAUAGCGCGUUGGCUUGGGCAGCGUCCGUCCCUCCACACAUUAGCCUCUUUGUGUUAUGAAUUUAAUACCUCUCGGCUGUUAGAUCUUGCUGAAGCGGAACAAACGGCCACGGGACCAGUCACAAGCUCUUCUAGCACGGACGAGGUACGCGGAGCUCGUGAGAAUGCGAGACAUUGCUGA
Molecule: messenger RNA, 387 nt
Organism: Phanerochaete carnosa HHB-10118-sp
Lineage: Eukaryota; Fungi; Basidiomycota; Agaricomycetes; Polyporales; Phanerochaetaceae
Exons: 1
Coding region: 1-387 (128 amino acids)
Source: RefSeq, a predicted model, not a curated record